AGAAGUCUGAACCUGAACCUGAACGAUCCAAAACAGUCGCGGAGUGGAUAGUUAUAAAAAAUUGAAUUGUUUUAAACACGUUUAAAAAAAUUCUUAAUGCAAUCAUUCAUAAAUAAGUAUUGCGCAAAUACUUUACGAAGAAAUUUUAAAGGACUUGUGUGCGAAACUGAUUGCGAAAUAAUACAAAGCAAUAGGAAGGCAGUUGAAUGAGUGAUGCAUCGGGAUCUAAAAUGGCACGUGGAAAUCGAGCUUUCUGUGAACGAAGACCUACGACGACCGAUGUACCAUUCGAGCAGAAUGACAGUGAGGACGAUCCUUCCGUUCACGCUGUAGAUAAUGACAGCUACGUGAAACGCGGUAAUAAACCGCAAAAACGAUGGACCAGCUCAGAAGAUUCCGGCCGACCCUACAACCGGGAAAUCAAAACAAGUUUUUUCGGGAAGCAAGACAACACCGAAGAUACUGAAACUGUCUCUUAUUCUCCGGAUGUUAAGAGUAAUAGUAAUAAGUCUCAUAGAACCGAGACACAUGUUCAUGGAAAAGCGUGUUAUUCUAACAUUCACGAAAGUGAAGAAAGAAAUACAUCGAGAUCUCUCGAGGGAAGAAGAAGGAAACGCAGUAAACGGAUCGAAAAACGAAAGCUUAAGGAACGACCUCGCACGACAAAUCGCGAACAUAUCGACACCGGAUCUUCUUCUACAAAACAUUACAGAGAUGAUAAUUACAGUGAUAAAUCGCGAAAAAAUACUAUUCUCCGAGCGGACGAUAAUGAAGUACCUAUCACGGAAAUCUUGAAGAAGGCUCAAGAAAAUGCACGCACAAAGUACGAGGAACCUGUACCACUUCCGGAAUUGACUACAGACACCAUUUAUAUUCAAGGCAGGAGUGGCUUUAGCGCCGUGAAAAUUACCGGAUCGAGACGUGCUUUGAGAGAUGAUACGCCACGUGUAACAGAGGAAGGAAAGAAUCGUGAUUCCGCGGAGACUCGAAUACACGCGCUUAUAAAAGUGGCUAUCACGGGCCAGAAAUUUUGGAAGUGCACGGGACUUGUUUAUCAGGGUCUCUUGGGCGGAAUGGCACUCUUGCAUUUCAUUAUGAUUCAUAUUUUUUUCAACACUUCGAUGGAAUUCAUAUCGAAUUAUUCCGCUUUUUCCGAGGUCUAUACAAAUAUAUUUUCCUUUUUAAUCGCUCUCUGCGUCAUUUCCAUCUUCGAUAAAUUCGAUCUGGCGCGACUUGAUAUGGAUCAUUUACGUGAAAUCUACAUGGAUCAUGCGAAAACCGCGAUCGCUAUUCCGCUUUAUCUACUAACAUUUAGCUUUCACCAAGCAUCGUUAAAGAUCGACGAUCAGUUAGCUCUAAUACAUUAUCGUAAUAUCAACGAAACCACGUGGCCAAACAAUACAGCACAAGAAACUUUACUCGAAGAAUUACAGGGCUGGCAGAAGAUAACAAUGUCGAAAGAUCUUCUCGCGGUUUUUGCUUGGCUAUUUGUUGCUCUUGGAACGCGAGACGACAUGCUACUGAUGCAUCUCGAAUCGAUGAAGCAGUAUGCAGCAAGCGAUACGGAAUCUCCUAGAUGACGUUCGACAAAAAUAAUUUUCAUUGUCAAACAACACACGCAAACCUGUCCAAAGUUCUUCCGCACGAUUAUACUAGACUCGUUAUCGUAAAAUACAUUGAAAUACAAAUCUGAUAGAAUAAUUACUUAUUUACCCGAAAGUAAUACUUACCGAGUCGAUCCAGAUGCAGAAAAUGCAUCGGUAAAUCUCGGAGAAAAGGUACGAUUUAAACAUUUAUUCGUAACAGAAUAGUGUUUGAUAUGUACAAUAUGUAUAAAGUUUUUCUAGAUACUAAUCGAUAAUACACGUAUACAUGAUAGCAAAGAGGACAAUAAUAUAUAUGACAAUAUACACACACACAUAUACAUAUAUAUACAUGUGCGUGUAUAUGUUAAGAUUCAAAUAAUAUGACUUAAUGGUACAAUAGUAAAAUAUGUUUGGACUUUCUCGAGCGGGCGACCUCGGCGGAUCCGCAAUU
This is a messenger RNA of Camponotus floridanus (Florida carpenter ant), 2037 nucleotides long. RefSeq lists its product as uncharacterized. Gene Ontology annotation, biological process: cilium assembly. Gene Ontology annotation, cellular component: ciliary transition zone. The coding region runs from base 207 to 1580 and encodes 457 amino acids. Lineage: Eukaryota; Metazoa; Arthropoda; Insecta; Hymenoptera; Formicidae. The record is from RefSeq and is a predicted model, not a curated record. The transcript is spliced from 6 exons.